AUGACUACAAAAAUAUUAUUAUUAAUUGUGUUUCAGCGAAAUACCCAGGGAAAAGAUUUGAAAGCAGAAGAUCAUGAACUCUUUGUGAACGUUGGUCAAAUGUGCAUUGCUCAGGGUGACAGUGCACAACUGCUGGAUUUUAUCAGCGAUGAGAAAAAUCAGGACAUAGUGAAAUCUAUGGGUAGUGGUCUCAUAGGGCCACUGAUUAAGGAAGUGGUGAAGAAAGAGAAGGAUUCCGUACACUGUCAGGCUGUGAUCACACACCUCAUACAGAUCUGCAAUGCAGACGAAAUCCUGGACGUCUUGAUCAAGCAAGUGGAGGAAACUGAUCCUGUUGUGAUUGCAGACACCAUCACUCUGCUCAUGCAACAGAUUCAACCAGUGCUGAUGAGGCUUGGUGAUUCAAAGCCUGCCUUGUUGAGCCUGGCCCUGGAUGCUCUGCACAAACAGAUCUCGAAGCUACCGGUACCAUACACACACAAACAGGAAGGGGAAGACAUGCACGGUCUCUGUCGCUGCUGCACUGCUCUUCUGACCUUUGUGCAGCCAUUUGUGCAGGAAGUCAAAAGUCAAGAUGCAAAGAGUCCAAUGGCAAGCACGUAUCAUUCGAGAAUGAGGACCGUACUUUACAAAUUCUGCAUGAAAGGUCUAAGGGAACCUCUCCUUGAAGCUCAACUUGAUCGGGAGACUCACAAGUCUCACAAUUCUCCCCUCUGGAACUUUGCCACAGAGAUCAUGAGCACUCUAUCAGCUAUCCAGGAGCCUCUGCCCAAUCUCCUGCUCUUCUAUCCCUUGAGAGGGAAGGAAGACAAGAGAGUUGUGCAAGAUGACAGUCACCUGCCUGAAUCAAGGGCUUGCCUGGCCUACUUGCUCUUCGUCCAGCUUAUUGCCAUUGAGCUGUUUCCUGCAGUCUUCAGCCCAGUGUUUAUCCUGCAGUGUAACAUGGAGUACAUCAACAUUUUACUGGGCAGAAAAGAUGAACCAUGGAUCUUGAAAGGUUUGGACUUGUAUGUUAAAAGCUUGGAGAGAGUUCUGGACCACAGUCUUCCAGUAGAGUUGCUGGAGCAGAAGAUUUUUCACACAGUUACACAAAACCUAAUUCACAUCAUGACCGACUGUCCUAUCCAGCAUUUGAGAGUAAAGGCUCUAGUGGUGUUUCAGCUUUUUAUAGAGAAACUCAGUUGGGAAGCGAAGCAUAAAUUCUUCAGGUGCAUAAUGAAAACAAGUCAGCACGCAGGAGUGGAAAGUGUUAUUCUCACAAACAUCAAAAAUCAAGUGGAGAAUUCAAGCAAGUCAGAUGGACAGAUGGGCAGCUGGUUUAAGGGGACAUUACUGCUAGCGCUCCUGAGGAACACGCUGAGCUUACCUCAAGGCCCAGAGACGGACUUAUUGCAUGGGAUGGACAGGGUCAUGGUGUCUCUAAAUCUUCUGAGAUAUCUUCUCAUCAGAGAGAGAAGCAAAUCUACAGGUAUUUGGACAGAGCUUUGUGACAUUGCUGAGAGCUACAUAAAAAUACUGCGUGUAUGUCUCACCAUGUCAAAAUCAUACUAUGGGUCAGAACUAAAGAGACUGCAUGAGGACAAAAAGGUCACAGUAAGGGAACUGAAAGAGGCCUCAGGAAACAAAUCAGUUCAACGUAUGAUUGUGAAAAACAAAGCGCUAGCUGGAAUGCCCUGUGAGGCACAGGAGAAGGUAUUACAGUGUGCACUUGUUACAUAUGAUCUGAUGGAGAGUCUUGUCAUCCGAAUAGAGGAGAUCCUAGAGGAGAGAGUGUGAUGUUGUCCAAGCCGUGGUUGCUUUUUCCUUUGCUGGGUUGACUU
Messenger RNA from Tachysurus fulvidraco (yellow catfish), 1820 nucleotides. RefSeq names its product glomulin, FKBP associated protein b (gene glmnb). The record is from RefSeq and is a predicted model, not a curated record. Bases 1 to 1776 code for a protein of 591 amino acids. The transcript has 18 exons. NCBI's taxonomy places the organism in Eukaryota, Metazoa, Chordata, Actinopteri, Siluriformes, Bagridae. Gene Ontology annotation, molecular function: ubiquitin-protein transferase inhibitor activity. Gene Ontology annotation, cellular component: cytoplasm.